GAUAACGGAGGAAUUAGCAGAUCGAGUAUGUAUUUUGGACUUAAUGGUUCCUUCCGGCAGAGUUAUUUCAGUUUAAUCCGGUAUGUCAGUUGUAGAAGCCGCUGGGGAUAAUAUACUUCUGAUUUGCGUGAAAUCAGUAUCCUUUUCCCAUGCUUUUCACAGUAUUCUUCUUUGUUAUCAUCAAAAGACACUGCCAUAAAGCUCAGUUCGUGACAUAUGUUGCUAAAUGCAGGCUUCACAUAUGCAUGGCUUCUGGUAAAAGCUUUGACGACUCCAGGGAAUAGCUGCCUCUACUCCACCGGAUCAUCUUGACUCAUUAUUAGUUUGAGGAGUGGAUCUGCACUUUGCAGAGCGACAAAAUGCUAACGAAUCCUAUAGAGAAGGCAUUGCCCUGCCUACUUAGUUUGCCUGUAUAACACAAGCCAUAUUGUCAGAGAAAGCACAGUCUCUCUUGGAAACCCUUAAAUUGCUUAAUGCUCAUUUACGGAAUAAUUACAUGAAACAACCAGACCCAGAGAAGAUUCCCCUUGGAUUCUAUAUUGGUACGGUCAACAUCACGGAAUAUUUUCCCUGUAAAAUACUGAAAAACCUAUAAAACACUAUACAAGAUUCAACAAAAUGAAGAAAAUGGGCAGUUCCACCGAUAUUGACGAAAAUGAAGAGACUUGUGCUUCCAUUGAAACCGAUGAGUCCCACAGUGAUGACACCAAUCGCAGUGCACAGGAGAACAGGAAGAAGCUGAAGUAUUCCAUCUUCAGCUCACCCAAACCAAAAGGAUGUCGCUUUGGGAAGACAGAGACAGAUCGUGAUAUGGCUCCUAUGGACUCUGUGUACCACGUAGAACGUAAAGUCAUAUCUCCAACCGUUACGUUUCACCGCAAUCUGGAAGGAGGAAAAUUAUGUAAUCAGCUGGUCAGGCAAAGUUCGUCUCUGGAAUCCACGACCAGCUGUAAAGACAGAACUUUUAAACUGUAUGACCAGAGAAGGAUUUUUGAUGCGGCUGCCUAUGGAGACUGUGAAGAACUUGAUGAUCUCCUGGUUUAUCUGCUUAGAACACAUAAACGGCUCACCAAUGAAGAAUUUAAAGAGAAGGAGACGGGAAAAACCUGCCUGCUGAAAGCCAUGUUGAAUUUGGAUAACGGAAUGAACAAUGCAAUCCCAAUAUUUUUGGAAAUUGCAGAAAAGACAGAUGAUAUAAAAGAAUUCAUUAAUUCAGCUUAUCGAGACAACUACUACAGAGGUCAGACAGCCCUGCACAUUGCCAUUGAAAGAAGGAAUAUGGAUCUGGUUCAGCUUUUGUUGCAGCACGGAGCGGAUGUCCAUGCCAGGGCAGAUGGGGAAUUCUUUAGGAAAACCAAAGGAAAGGCUGGUUUCUAUUUUGGGGAGCUGCCAUUGUCGCUGGCAGCAUGCACCAAUCAGAUGGCUAUAGUCCGAUACCUCCUACAGAACCAGUACUCUCCAGCCAAUAUUGCAGCCAGAGACUCAUUUGGAAACACAGUUCUGCAUGCCCUGGUAGACAUUGCCGACAACACUCAGGAGAACACUGGAUUUGUCACCAAAAUGUACAAUGAGAUACUGAUGUUGGGUGCUCAGAUAAAGCCUUCACUGAAGCUGGAGGAGAUUGCAAAUAAAAAAGGACUGACCCCAUUGUCCUUAGCAGCAAAAACUGGCAAGAUUGGGGUUUUUGCCUAUAUUCUGAGGAGAGAAAUUAAAAAUCUGGAGUGCAGACAUCUCUCUCGCAAAUUCACAGAAUGGGCAUAUGGGCCAGUGCAUUCCUCCCUUUAUGAUCUAUCCGGUGUAGAUACCUAUGAGAAGAACUCUGUACUUGAAAUCAUUGCCUACAGCAGCGAGACGCCAAAUCGCCAUGAGAUGCUGUUGGUGGAGCCUCUUAACAAACUCUUACAAGAUAAAUGGGACCGCUUUGUGAAGCGCAUAUUCUACUUUAACUUCUUGGCUUACAUUACAUAUGUUAUCAUCUUUACCAUAGCCGCCUACUACAGACCUGUCGAUGGAAGUCCUCCAUUCCCAGUUCAAUAUGGCAGUUAUCUGCGCACCUCUGGCGAGUUAAUCACUGUCAUCGGAGGCAUCUAUUUCUUUUUCAGAGGUAUCCAGUACUUCACACAGAGACUUACAUCCUUGAAGGCUUUGCUUGCUGACAGCUACAGUGAAUUUCUAUUCUUUGCCCAGUCUGUCCUCCUCCUGUUAUCCACCGUGCUUUACUUCUGUGGAAGGAAUGAAUAUGUGGCCUUCUUGGUGAUCUGUUUAGCAAUGAGCUGGGCCAAUGUGCUUUACUACACGAGGGGCUUUCAGUUGAUGGGCAUAUAUUCUGUUAUGAUUGAGAAGUUAAUUCUGAGUGACAUGGUCCGGUUCCUGUUCGUCUACCUUUUGUUUCUUUUUGGUUUUGCUGCAGCUCUGGUGACUCUCAUUGAAGAUGGAGAAGUCAGAACAGACGUGAAUAGUACAUGUGGGCGACGCUGCUGCAAACCUGAGCCUGCUUCUUACAACAACCUCUACUACACCUGCCAGGAACUCUUUAAGUUUGCCAUUGGAAUGGGAGAUCUGGAAUUUACAGACAACUACAAAUACAAACCCGUGUUCAUCUUCCUGCUGAUCACCUAUGUCAUAUUAACCUACAUCCUCCUGCUUAAUAUGUUAAUAGCGCUGAUGGGGGAAACAGUAAGCAAGGUUGCUCAAGAAAGUAAAAGUAUCUGGAAACUUCAGAGAGCGAUUACCAUACUGGACAUUGAGAAAAGCUUUCUUAACGCCUUCAGGGACACGUUAAGAUCAGGAAAAUCUGUCCUUGUUGGAAUAACACCCGAUGGCAAGGAGGAUUACAGAUGGUGCUUUAGAGUCGAUGAAGUAAAUUGGAACAAAUGGAACUCAAACCUAGGGAUAAUCAUGGAGGACCCUGGGAAUUGUCAUGGAUUAAAAAGCACCCUCAGUGCUUCAUUCCGACCAAGAGGGAGACGUUGGAGAUCGUUGGUUCCUCACAUAAAAGAAAUGAAUUUGAGAAACGAACAUGAGACGGUUCCAGAGGAGGUUCCAUUACAGAUACAACCUGGUUUGACAAUUCAGACAGUGAAAGAAGAAGAUCAGGAAGAGACAUCCCAGCAGUGAAUAUGUCCCUCUCCCUGUGCUCCGUCACUAGAAAUAAGGGUUAAACAGCUGGACAAACACAUAUUUGCUGCCCCACUACAAUAAAACUGACAUUUUCUUAUUCAAUGUUGUGUAUAACUGCAGUACCAGUGUCCCAUCACAUACAAUUUCAAUGUGGACUUUUCUCAACACGCUGCACCUGUUUCCUGAUGUUUAUAAUGUGCCAUUUCUCUCUUUUAUUAAAAAACUCUAAAAAAUC
Messenger RNA from Xenopus laevis (African clawed frog), 3355 nucleotides. It is a transcript of the gene trpv1.L, whose product is annotated as transient receptor potential cation channel, subfamily V, member 1 L homeolog. NCBI's taxonomy places the organism in Eukaryota, Metazoa, Chordata, Amphibia, Anura, Pipidae. The coding region runs from base 619 to 3117 and encodes 832 amino acids. Gene Ontology annotation, molecular function: monoatomic ion channel activity; calcium channel activity. The transcript is spliced from 16 exons. The record is from RefSeq and is a predicted model, not a curated record. Gene Ontology annotation, biological process: calcium ion import across plasma membrane; monoatomic ion transport. Gene Ontology annotation, cellular component: membrane; plasma membrane; dendritic spine membrane.